This is a messenger RNA of Neopsephotus bourkii (Bourke's parrot), 3065 nucleotides long. It is a transcript of the gene TRAF7, whose product is annotated as TNF receptor associated factor 7. Lineage: Eukaryota; Metazoa; Chordata; Aves; Psittaciformes; Psittacidae. Gene Ontology annotation, cellular component: nucleolus; cytoplasm; SCF ubiquitin ligase complex. Bases 296 to 2308 code for a protein of 670 amino acids. The transcript is spliced from 21 exons. Gene Ontology annotation, biological process: ribosomal large subunit assembly; protein polyubiquitination; proteolysis. Gene Ontology annotation, molecular function: zinc ion binding; ubiquitin-like ligase-substrate adaptor activity; protein binding. The record is from RefSeq and is a predicted model, not a curated record.
UUGUCCUGCACUGGCCUAAACCCCUCCAGCUCGGAGCAGCCAGGGGAGGCAGCGCGGAGAUUGGCUGAGCUCUGGGAUUUUCCAGCUGGAUUUACAUAUCGCCCACUGCUCCGCAUGCCUUUGUGUUUGCAUCAUGAAGAGCCACACACACACACACACACAGAUAGCGGAAGAGACUCUAACCGAGGAGAAGCUGCCCACAGCUUAGGACCUGGGUCAUGGUGGCAUCCUGCUGGGCUCUGCUGGGACGGCCGAGGAGCAAGCUUCCCAUGACUAACAGAUGCUGGGCUAGAUUAUGAGCUCAAACAAGAACACUCGCUACAAUCGUUUCUCCAGUGGCACAACGAGCAUCACUCCUUCCGAAAACACUAACGGGACAAGAAUGGAAACAACUUUUGGACCAGCCUACCCUCCUGUGACAACCAUCACAAAGGCUGACGGGACCAACACUUUUAAACAGCACCGCCGGACACCAUCCUCCUCCAGCACACUCACCUACUCCCCACGAGAUGAGGACGAUGGCAUGCCUCCCAUCAGCACUCCGCGCCGCUCCGACUCUGCUAUCUCCGUCCGUUCAUUGCACUCCGAGUCCAACAUGUCCUUGCGCUCCACGUUUUCACUCCAUGAGGAAGAGGAGGAGCCAGAGCCACUGGUGUUUGCUGAACAGCCGUCCGUGAAGCUGUGCUGCCAGCUCUGCUGUAGCGUGUUUAAGGAUCCGGUCAUCACAACGUGUGGGCACACGUUUUGUAGGAGAUGUGCCUUAACAUCUGAGAAGUGCCCGGUGGACAACGCCAAGCUGACCGUGGUGGUGAACAACAUCGCCGUGGCCGAGCAGAUCGGGGAGCUCUUCAUUCACUGCAAGUACGGGUGCCGGCCCGCGGCCAGCAGCAAGCCCGCAGCCUUCGAGGUGGAUCCCCGCGGCUGUCCCUUCACAAUCAAACUCAGUGCCAGGAAAGAUCAUGAAAGCAGCUGUGACUACAGGCCCGUUCGCUGCCCCAAUAACCCCAGCUGCCCCCCGCUCCUGAAAAUGAACCUGGAGGCACAUCUGAAAGAGUGUGAGCACAUCAAAUGUCCCCACUCCAAGUACGGGUGUACGUUCAUAGGAAAUCAAGACACUUAUGAGACCCACUUGGAGACGUGCAAGUUUGAGGGUCUGAAGGAGUUCCUGCAGCAGACAGACGACCGCUUCCAUGAGAUGCAGGUGGCCAUGGCCCAGAAGGACCAGGAAAUCGCCUUCCUGCGCUCCAUGCUGGGGAAGCUCUCGGAGAAGAUCGAUCAGCUGGAGAAGAACCUGGAGCUCAAGUUUGAUGUGCUGGACGAGAACCAGAGCAAGCUGAGCGAGGACCUGAUGGAAUUCCGGAGGGAUGCCUCCAUGCUGAACGAUGAGCUCUCCCACAUUAAUGCUCGGCUCAACAUGGGCAUCCUUGGAUCCUAUGAUCCUCAGCAGAUCUUCAAGUGCAAGGGAACCUUUGUGGGCCACCAGGGCCCUGUCUGGUGUUUGUGCGUUUACUCCAUAGGAGACCUGCUCUUCAGUGGCUCUUCAGACAAAACCAUUAAGGUGUGGGAUACCUGUACCACAUACAAGUGCCAAAAGACCUUGGAGGGUCAUGAUGGAAUUGUACUGGCUCUCUGCAUCCAGGGGAACAAGCUGUACAGUGGCUCUGCUGACUGCACCAUCAUUGUUUGGGACAUUCAGAACCUGCAGAAGGUGAACACGAUUCGAGCACACGACAAUCCUGUUUGCACUUUGGUCUCCUCACACAACAUGCUGUUCAGUGGCUCUCUCAAAGCCAUCAAGGUCUGGGACAUCGUAGGUACCGAGCUGAAGCUGAAGAAGGAGCUGACAGGCCUCAACCACUGGGUGCGGGCGCUGGUGGCUUCUCAGAACUAUCUCUACAGUGGCUCCUACCAAACGAUCAAGAUCUGGGACAUCCGCAACCUGGAGUGUGUCCACGUGCUGCAGACAUCAGGAGGCAGCGUCUACUCCAUCGCUGUGACCAACCACCACAUCGUGUGUGGCACCUACGAGAACCUCAUCCACGUCUGGGAUAUAGAGACAAAGGAGCAGGUCCGCACGCUGACUGGGCACGUGGGGACAGUCUAUGCCCUCGCUGUCAUCUCCACACCGGAUCAAACCAAAGUCUUCAGUGCAUCAUACGACCGGUCUCUAAGGGUGUGGAGCAUGGACAACAUGAUCUGUACCCAGACGCUGCUGCGACACCAGGGUAGUGUCACUGCCCUCGCAGUCUCCAGGGGCCGCCUCUUCUCCGGCGCCGUGGACAGCACUGUAAAGGUCUGGACGUGCUAGCGAGAGCACCACCCUAGUCCUGCACACUGAAAGACCAAAAACUCCUGCCCUCUGUCGCCUGCUGGGUGACACCACUGCUCCAGAGCAACUGCUGCAGCUCCUCUCCACACCGACCACUGCCCGCUGCUGCCCACCGGCCGGUUCCCACCCCACGGACCCCGCUGGCAGCUCUCAGGAUGGCUCCAGGCCAUGGCUGCUCCAGAUGUUCCCUCAGAUCCGCUGUUGUGGUGCCAGCACCUCCAUCACCACAGGCUGCACUCCUCUCCCUGCAUCUUCCCUGCCAGGGAGCAGCCUUUGGGGCCAGGGCCAGGCCUCCAGCCCAUGGGGCACCGGUGUGGCUGCAGCACAGCCCUUGGGCCACCGAUGGGAUGAAUGGCUCAGUUAUCACAGACAGGAGCCAGCCCAGCCAGGGCAGUGACAGUGGGAGGAGGCUGUGCCCUUGUCAGUGGUAGAACUGAGCAUUAGGCCUUGCCCUGGGUUGGACCCUGACCCCUUUUCUGUCUCUAGUAUUUAAUUUUACUGCCACGAUGUCAGGCUGAUCGUGUGGGAAGAGGUGUUUCCUUGAGUAGCCAGGUACGAUUUUUAUGCCACAGCUAGUUCUCAAAUCAAAUAACACAAACCCAUCGUUCACCACCAUGUAAUAAUGGUCUCCACAUUAAAAAGACUCCGUUGCAUUUUUACUCACAUUUUCUACUGUUUUUAAGAUUGUAAUAUAGAUUUGAUUAUUUCUUCAUUGACAAUAAAAGUGGAAAGAGUU